UUCCUCCUUGCUUGGACUGAUACAAGAUUUGGGAGCCAAACUCACAAACUGACAUUCCACUGGUGGGGAAAAAAAAAAGAAGCAUGGACAGCAGUAAAGAUGAUGAUGGACUACUGAACAGGAUUGCAUUUCCAGGAGCUAUGUCCCUGGCUAACAGCCAUAUGCAUUCCCAUGGGGUUGCCCUGAGAGAGCCCUUUGGGGUUCCCUUCCAUCUGGACCCAUCUUACUGGGAGCAAGCCUAUGGUGGGCACACAGGUUGCAUCUCCUACAUCCCAUUCCCUGGCUACGUGGGCAUCUAUGACUAUUCCUUUGAGCCUGCCUUCAUUCGAAAGAGGAAUGAGAGGGAAAGGCAGCGGGUGCGCUGCGUGAAUGAGGGCUACACACGCCUGAGAGAGCACCUGCCCAAGGAAUUUGCUGACAAGCGCCUCAGCAAAGUGGAGACCCUGAGAGCUGCAAUAAGUUACAUCAAACACCUGCAGAGCUUGCUGGACUGCCAUCCCUUAGGGUCGAACAGUAAGGAAACGCUUUCUGCCAAGGACGUCCCAGAAGCUCCCAGUCCUCGUCCCCUGCGGGAGUGCAACAGUGAUGGAGAGUCUAAAACCUCGUCAGCUUCAUCCCCCUACAGUGAAUUUGAGGAGACGGGCAGCUAGGUAACAGCCUCUCUGGGGACAGAAAGCUUCGAGUUCAGCUGAAAACUAAAUCUAAAACCCUGGGGAUUUUUCUACAGAUGAAAAUGAAUACCAGGCAAAGGAAAAACAGCUAGGGAAAAACAGAGAAGGUAUUUU
This is a messenger RNA of Strigops habroptila (Kakapo), 785 nucleotides long. RefSeq names its product achaete-scute family bHLH transcription factor 4 (gene ASCL4). Bases 84 to 650 code for a protein of 188 amino acids. The record is from RefSeq and is a predicted model, not a curated record. Gene Ontology annotation, molecular function: DNA-binding transcription factor activity, RNA polymerase II-specific; RNA polymerase II transcription regulatory region sequence-specific DNA binding; protein dimerization activity. The transcript has a single exon. Lineage: Eukaryota; Metazoa; Chordata; Aves; Psittaciformes; Psittacidae. Gene Ontology annotation, biological process: developmental process; regulation of transcription by RNA polymerase II.